Molecule: messenger RNA, 2118 nt
Organism: Diatraea saccharalis (sugarcane borer)
Lineage: Eukaryota; Metazoa; Arthropoda; Insecta; Lepidoptera; Crambidae
Source: the annotation of a GenBank genome assembly
AUGUCGGCCGAUGGUUUUAUUACUAAGUAUGGACAAUGUCGUUGUUGUUCAAUUGAAGGCAAUCAUCAAGAUUUAUUUACGGAAUAUUGUUGGGAAAGCAUCCCUGAAGUUUAUUCUGAUAUUUUCGCUGAAUGUUUUAAUUUAUGCCUAUCAACAAAUCCAGAAUUGACUACACUUAUUUGUUCAAAUUGUAUCAGCAAACUCCGGGAUGCUAGUAGCUUCCGAAUUCUGGUUGUAAAUAACGAAAAGCAAUUAUUGGAAGCACUUCAACAGAGAAGUGAUGACAACAGAUUAGUGAAUCAAGAUGAAAAUAAGAAUAGUUUUGAUAACAUAAAAAUAGAAGAGCCUUCUAACGUUAAGGUAGAGUCAUGGUUGUUAAGACAGAGCGAUGAUGACUACACCGAUAGUGAAAAAAGUGAAAUAUUUGAAGAUAGAAUUUCGUCACCAGUGAAAUGCUUAGACCUUGUAGAUGGUGAGAGUACUUUAUUGUCGCGGUUUCCAGGACGGCAACUGAGACCUUUGCCGACUCGUGCUUCGCUAAAACACGUCUGCCGGGACUUCGAAAAACAUUUGAAGGAGUUAAAAGGUAAAGUGAUUCCAGGUAAAACAAUACAGUCGCUACUAGACAACGACAAUUACAAAUCAAAGGAGAAAAUUGAAAGAAGUAUCAAUAGUAAAAAGCAAACAGAUGUACCAAAGAAAAAACGGAUUCAGAAAACAAAAUACAGGGACAAACACAUAGAUAUUGAGAGAGAGAAAAAUCCAUAUACAUUAGAAAGACUGAGUCACGCUACGAACAUAACAGCUCUACUUGAAUUCUCAAAUGUAACAGCUUUUAAAUCGAAACACCAGCGCGCGUACCCUUGUUUCUACUGCGAAAAACUGUACGAAGAUUUCGAAGAGCUAAGACGUCACCAAAUAUCCGAUCACGUGAAAGAAAACUUGAGUCAAUGUGUCUUAAAGAAAUACAGAAUCGGAAAACCGGACGGACUGGUCGUAUACGCUGAUGUCACAGAUUUGAAGUGUACAAUUUGCUACAGCGGAAUAUCAAGUCUGAAAGAUCUGAAAAUUCAUUUGACUGAAGUGCACAAGAAAAAGAUGUUUCUGGAAUUAUCCGACAGAGUGAUACCUUUUAAAGUGUUAGAAAACAAUUUCGUGUGCCAGAUAUGUGGAAAUUUCUACGAGACGUUUGGCUCAAUAGAGAGACAUAUGAACACUCAUUAUAGAAAUUACGUUUGCGAAGAAUGUGAUUCUGGUUUCAUCACUAAACAAAGGCUAAGAAUACACGGCUACUUGAUGCACACGAGCCGACAAGAGAAAUACGAAUGCGAGAUAUGUCAAAAGCAAUUCACUACGCAACAAAAAAGGAGGAUUCACGUCGAAACUGUCCACGAGAAUGUGAAGAAAUACAAAUGUAACAGGUGCCCGGAACGGUUCAACGAAUACUUUAGACGGCAUAAACAUAUGGUCCUUGUACAUGGUGUAGCUCCAAUAGAGUAUAAGUGUAAUGUUUGCGAUAAGUCCUUCGAUAGAAGAUACUCAUUGUCGACUCAUAUGCGGACUCAUAUACAGCAGAAAGAUGUGUACUGUGAAUUGUGCCCUUACAGAUGUUUCACUAAAGUGGAAUUGAGGCACCAUAUGGUGAAACAUAAUGGUGAGAGGAUAUAUGAAUGCUCGAUCUGUAAAAAGUCUUACGCUAGGGAGAAAACUCUCAAAGAACACAUGAGGAUUCACACGAAUGACAGAAGAUAUGUCUGCCCUGUGUGUGGUAUGGCGUUCAUACAAAACUGUAGUUUAAAGAGCCAUAUAAAAAGCCACCACAAAGAGUACGGUUUAACGUGAUUAGGCAAUUAUAGGAGUUAUCAUGGUCUUAUUAUUACAACAGUAAAUCUACUGUCAAAUCUAUUAAGUUGACAUCUUUUUUCCUUCUCUUCUGUUGUAUUUUCAAGCCUUUGUUCAAUUCAAAGAACUAUAUGUUUCUAUCAGCUGCGAUUAAUUUAAACGGCGCCAUUUUGUAUUGCCUUAGAUUGAAGUGGAUAAUGGUAGCGAUAUAUCAUACAAUACGCUGCCCAACAUUUUGAUUUGUCAUCAGCAAGAAACAUGCACGGUGGCUAUAAG